This is a messenger RNA of Tripterygium wilfordii, 2117 nucleotides long. Its product is annotated as general transcription factor 3C polypeptide 6-like. The coding region runs from base 1525 to 1989 and encodes 154 amino acids. Gene Ontology annotation, cellular component: transcription factor TFIIIC complex. The record is from RefSeq and is a predicted model, not a curated record. The transcript is spliced from 6 exons. Lineage: Eukaryota; Viridiplantae; Streptophyta; Magnoliopsida; Celastrales; Celastraceae. Gene Ontology annotation, biological process: transcription by RNA polymerase III.
UUCUUUUCACCUCUCUCUUCCUCCUCACCCGUCUUCUUCCUUUCUUCUCUUCACCCAUCUCAUCUCGGUUGGCAUCUCCUCCAACUCGGCCGUCGAUGAACUGCGUGUCUGAAAUGGUCUCGUCGUAUUCAGGAAUAAAAGGCCGGUGUUCAAUUUCAGAAAAUCCUAACACUAAAAUAUUACGAAGGACGAGUGUGGCUUUGAUGGUGGCCACCUGUUGAUAAUAAUGGAGAUUUCAAAGAUUUUCCGAGAGGCCUAGUAUGGUUAUGUUGACGUGGAUUUCCUUUGAAAUUUAUUCCUGGAAACUUUCAUGUGGGGAUCUUGUUGCUCUUGACAUGCGUAACAGUAGCCUUCUGUACUUGUGGAAGAGAGCCAAGUUCAGCUAAAACUUCUUAACCUCAGUCAUUCACAUGACCUUGUCAGAACCCCCCAUCUUCACUGGACUCUCAAGUUUUGAGAUAUUGAUUGAAUCUUGAAGAAAUGCCCAAACAUAUGGAAAAAGUGAAAUCUUUAAGGGUCUUUCAUGCGGAUGGAAUUCUUAAUUUCGUCAGUAGAUCGGCCCAAAUAAGUCCAGUUCACCAUCCUAACAUCAGAAGUUUGGGAUAUUUGACUUAUUUGAGUAUUACCUGAUUGAACUGAAUCAAUUUUUAGUUUUGGCAUCUUGGCAAACAGCCCUCAUCUUAAAUUGACUUUCAUCUGGUGAAGGCAUUGGGAGAAAACUCAUCCUUCGCCAAAAGACGAUAUUUGGUUGAUGCCUUUUCUUGGUGAGGUAGCGUAGACAUAUGGAAGGUGAUCAGACCCUUUAUUAAAAGCAUACACAUGCGACUCUGAAGCAAUCAAGACAUACAAUACAGAUACAACGUAUGAAAAAUGCUAUAUUGAUUUCAUUUGAAAUUUUUAUCAUCUGAUCCUAGAGAUAUAGUUCUCAAACAGCAUAUGUAUCCGAAGAUAAUGUAUUCAAACAACUAACGCAUUCCGUAAAACCAUUCCUCCCAACUCUGCAACUUCGAUACUCUGCAACUUCGUUAGGAACUGCUCAACUCCUCUAUCCCGUCCAUCUCCUAUCAACCUCUCCUCAAGAUCUCUUUUUUUGGGUUUGCUCAUGUUCUAUUUGGGUCUUAUUUGUUGGGCUAUGGUUCCAGAAGGCAUUAUAAGCCCUAGUCUCUUCAUAGUAAAAGAAAAAAAGGCCCAUAAGCUAAAGAAGAAGAGAUAAAUGAAGAAUAACAGGAACUGCACUCUCGUCUCUGUCUCUCCAGUCUCCUCUCUCAGAGCGUGCGAUCUGCCUCAGUGAGUCUCUUAUCUAGACUUAAUAAUCUGCGAUCUCCCUCUGUCUUGCACUCUCAUUCUCGCUCACGAAUCACGACGCCCAGACUCUCGCCUUGUCAGCAUCUCCGGCUCUCAGCCACCCCCUCUGUCUCAGGGUGUCAGGAGAAAGGCAAAAAUGGAAGCAUCGGUUUUUGCUUAUUUUUCUAUUGGAUUUUUUGGGUCCAAGAGAUAGCGACCCAGAUAGUUUUGAGUUAGGUGAUGGAGGAAAAUUUCAUUAGAAAAAGUUGUGAAGAGGAAGAAGAAUAUGUUUUUCUUGAUCUUGAUGCUGUUGCGGGGUUAGUUGACCUUCCACCAAAUGCACCAUAUGUUCUUUCGGGUUUGGACACUUUGAAUCCAAUAUUAACCAUAGAUGACAAAUGGAAGCUGGUUGGUGAAUAUGAAGAAACAAUCGGGACAUGCCUUGUUUUCUCUGAGAAUGAUGCUGCUCCUGUUGUUCAUGAAGAGACAGGUCCAUCCGAUGCCAACCUUUUCACCGGUGCAUGUAUAAUGGAUCCCAACCUGCCUCCAGUCAAGCAAGUAACACCGAUUGCACGCCUUCAAAAGAUUCUGAAGUUUAGAUUAUUAGAGGAAGAUGAUGUUCAAGAUGCAAACACUGAACACCCCAAUUCGAGCGUGUCGAUGGAUACGCCACCGGCCAAAGCUGAUGUACGGUCCCAACAGUGAAGAAAUGUUCAGCAAUGGAUUUGGGGAAGUAUUUCAGUUUAUGUAAAGGUGAAGUUACAACUUAGAAGCAAUGUCAAAAACCCAAAUAGAUUAUCCAACAAAAUAUUUAAGAGAAGUUCUUUUUUUUU